UAUCAACACAAACUUUGGACAAGCACACCUUUAGGGGGUCUCUGCCAGACAACGAUGUCAAAAACCUUCCAAAGCAAUUCAAUACGUAUCCAAAAGUUUAAGUUUUGAGCUAUGUCAUUGGCUAAAAAACAGCUGACAGGAAAACACAAUGACUCUUGAAGCCAGGCCAGAGUGUACUAUAAAGUAGACAGACGGUAUAUUUUCUUCACCGGAGAGAACUUUGGACUUUAUCAGAGAAAAAAACUUUACAGAAAAAACACUCACCUGGGAUGACAAGAUGAGCGCGUCUGUUGCAGUGUACAGGAAUAUUUACACCGAGGACCGUUUCAGGCAGUCAUUUGGUACCGAGGAUAAACCGAAAGCAGGCGUGCGACUCCGGGAAAAGUUCUUAGGAUGGUGCAGGUGUUCUCGAGGGACAUGUCUUCACCUGUUGCGAGAGCGACUACCCAUUUUCAACUGGCUGCCGAAGUACAGACUCAAGAAAUGGAUACUUGGAGAUACUAUAGCGGGACUUACUGUUGGUAUACUUCACAUUCCGCAAGGUAUGGCCUUUGCCCUUCUGACAUCUGUGGCCCCCAUCUAUGGCCUUUACACCUCCUUCUUCCCUGUGGUCAUCUACAUGCUGUUUGGCACAGGACGGCACGUCUCCACUGGUACCUUUGCGGUGGUGAGUCUGAUGACAGGCUCCGUGGUGGAGCAGCUGGUGCCCACCCCUCUGGAACUGAACUCCAGCAGUCCUGAAGCCGCAGCCUUUGAGGCCCAGAGGAUCGGCGUGGCCUCGGCUGUAGCCCUCCUCUCAGGGAUCCUGAUGCUUUGCAUGUUUGGGCUCCGGCUGGGCUUCCUCUCCACGUAUCUCUCUGAGCCCAUCGUCAAGGCCUUCACCAGUGCGGCCGCCUUCCACGUCACCAUCUCCCAGCUGCAAAGCAUGCUGGGACUGAGGCUCCCUCGCCACACUGGACCCUUCUCGCUGUUUAAGACGCUAGCGUCGGUGAUAGAGAACCUCCCACACGUCAACAUGGCAGAGCUGCUGAUCUCCAUGGCGUGUCUGGCCGUCCUGGUGCCGGUGAAGGAGGUCAACAUGCGCUUCCGCCGACGACUGCGGACACCAAUCCCUGUCGAGAUCCUCACGGUCAUUAUUGCGACAGCGGUGGCGUAUGCCUCUUCUCUGGACUCAGCCUAUGAUGUCCAGAUAGUGGGCCAUAUUCCUGCUGGUUUCCCCAGACCGAGGAUGCCUGCCGUGCACACGAUUCCGGACAUCGCCGGGGACACGGUGGCCAUCACGUUUGUGGGCUACGCUGUUUCUGUCUCCCUCGCAAUGAUAUACGCUGACAAACAUGGCUACUCCAUACAUCCCAACCAGGAGCUGCUGGCCCACGGCAUCUCCAACACGGUGUCUUCGCUCUUCACCUGUUUCCCCAGCUCGGCCACCUUGGCCACCACCAACAUCCUGGAGAGUGCUGGAGGGUACACGCAGCUCUCUGCGCUGUUCACCAGCCUGGUGGUUCUGAUUGUUUUACUGCUGAUUGGACCUCUGUUCUAUUUCCUGCCCAAGGCAGUGCUGGCAUGCAUCAAUGUGACCAGCCUCAGGCAGAUGUUCCUGCAGUUCCAGGACCUCCCAGAUCUGUGGCGAGUCAGCCAGAUUGACUUUGUUGUUUGGCUGGUGACCUGGCUGUCUGUCGUUGUGCUCAAUGUGGAUCUGGGUCUGGCCAUUGGGGUGGUCUUUUCGAUGAUGACCGUGAUCUGCAGAACACAGAGGGCUGGAUGUUCAGUGCUGGGAAGGGCCAGUAACACCGAGAUCUACAGACCUGUAGAGAAUCACAACAAGUGCUACGAGGUGCCUGGGGUCAAAAUCCUCACCUACAACGGGCCCAUCUACUACGGGAACCGCAGCUUCUUCAGGGAGGACAUGAGCCGGCUGCUGGGCCUGACCCCCGAGAGGAUCCGCAGCCGGGAGAAAGCCAGGAAGGCCCUGGAGAAGAGGGAGAGAGAGGCGGUGAACACAGUGGAGAGCGGUGUAGCAAACACUUCAUUUUCGUCCGAGAACGAAUUCUUCAAGUCUGCAAUGUCUGAAAGUGAGGUCCAGGCCGUGCUCAUCGAUUGCAGCAGUGUGAUCUUUGUUGAUGUUGCCGGAGCGAGGCUCUUUAUACAGAUGUGCAUUGAAUGCCAGAAGGUCGGGGUCCUUAUUUACUUAUCAAACUGCAAUGAGAGUGUGCUGAAAAUCCUCACCUCCAGUGGUCUGAUGAACUACAUGAACCCUCAGCACAUUUUUGUCACAGUCCACGAUGCAGUGGUCUACAUUCAACAACAGAAGGAGAAACCUCCAGAAAACACCACAACGGUUUGGGUGUGAGAUGGACAGUAAUUUUAAGGAUGCAGGUCAACCCCAGACAGAGGACAUCCACCUCACUGAUACACCUGGGGAUGAAAUACGGAAAGGGGCACUAGGAACCAAAAUGGGCCACACGCUUACCUCUCCCAACCAGGACAUUAAUGUCCGACCGUGGUCUCAUGGGGGAGUGCUGUCUCGUUGGCCUGACUUUAUACCCUUCUGCUCCAGGUGUGCCAUUGUACUCUUCUCUGGAAUGGUUUAAAAAUGGGUGGUACAGUCCGAGCAUACUAUUUAAUCCAAAUUCUAAGAGUGCACUUUGCGGAGAAAAUUCAAGAAUUGGAGUGUCAAACAUAUGCCAAUAUUUUUUGUUGUUGUUUUUUUUUUUUUUUUUAUAAAGCAUGUUUAGCCUUUUGUAGCAUUAUCUAUACUAUCACUAUCUGAAGUGAUGGAUUACAGUAUUGAACUAGGAGUAAUUGUACUGUUGUCAUACACUACAGUAGUAAUACUAUAUUGCUGUACUAAUAAGACAAUGCUUUUAAUGGGCGUAAACAAGACAGUAUUCGAGAAGUCUUAAGCCAUUCAGAAGAUUUGAAAGGCACAUUUACAUGCACACACAGCUGCACUGGUGAUCCACUGGUUGAUGAAUCCAGCACCCGUUUCUUAUUCCAGACUGGAAUCCAACAGAUGAUAAAAUAAAAAAAUUAUAAAACAAAAAAUGUCAAUUAAAAUGUCAUUUAACCCUCGUGCUGCCUUCGGGUCACAUGACACAAAGGUUCAUAACGAACCAUAAUUGUGUUUACCCAAUUUUACCCAAUACAAAACCAAAUAAAAAUACUUUUCUUUUAACCUUCGCAAUGUGGGGGGUCUGAGACAGCCCGACGGUUAAAAGAAAAUGCUUCACUUUGUUUUUGUAUGCGGUAAAGUUGUCGCAAUACGACGGUGGGUCACAAUGACUGAUGGGUCAGAACGACCCGAGGAGAACACAAGGGUUAACUUGGACUUAAUGCUGGAAUACUAACGGUCAAUCAUUAUAUUAUAACUGAUAUUUAUUGUGAGUUUGGUAUAUUUCUUAAACAAUAUAUAAAUAAAAUGCACUGAAUGCUUUCUAAAAAGAAAGAAUUACAGCGCCUGCAUUAUGCACAUUUUACUGUC
This is a messenger RNA of Osmerus eperlanus (European smelt), 3481 nucleotides long. It is a transcript of the gene slc26a10, whose product is annotated as solute carrier family 26 member 10. The record is from RefSeq and is a predicted model, not a curated record. Bases 278 to 2350 code for a protein of 690 amino acids. The transcript is spliced from 18 exons. Gene Ontology annotation, cellular component: plasma membrane. Lineage: Eukaryota; Metazoa; Chordata; Actinopteri; Osmeriformes; Osmeridae. Gene Ontology annotation, molecular function: chloride transmembrane transporter activity; sulfate transmembrane transporter activity; oxalate transmembrane transporter activity. Gene Ontology annotation, biological process: transmembrane transport.